AUGAGAUAGACAGAAGUUGAAUAGGUCAAGAAAUUUUAAUUUUUUAAUUAAGAAAACAUUCAAGAUCAAAGAGCUAAUGGAGACCCUACAGCCCCAACCUUAAAUGACAUUGGCAUAUCUGAUGGAUGUGGAAUUGGCACCAAACUAUUCCUCUCAUCUCAGUCCAAAAAUCUUAUUUACGUGUAUGAAGCCAAUUCCAUUCAAGGAUACUUCCAACCUCACAAUGAAUCCUUCAGAGUUAUGAAAUGCACUAAAGAAAAUAGAGAUGGAAAGCUAGUCACCUUCGGUAUUGAUAGCGAAAACAACUAAAAAAGCAGCUAUGUCAAAUUUUGGGAUCCAAACACAACCGACUAUCAAAAUAUAAAACCUAUUAAAGUUAUCUUGGUUAAUAAGGUCGGCUAACCAUUAUAGAAUUUCAAUUGCUUUUGUAUAGCUAAGGACUUAAGUGCUAUGGCCUUUGGUUUGCAAGAUGGCUAAAUCUUGAUCUUCAAGGCCAAAACAUAAAAUCUAAUGACUAUGGAAUUCAAAGAUUAAAUCAUUUAAACUGAUUAAGAACCAAUAAAAUCUGUCCAUCUCAGUAGGCAAGAUCAAAAUCUCAAUUUGUUUUGUACUACUGACUCUAACAUCAUCUGCUUUCAAAAUAUGCAAAAUAGAAAGAAAUUCUCUAUCCCUGCUGGAGCUCUAUUUGAUUUGACAGCUAAAGGAACUCUAAUCGGAUGUCCGAAAGAUGAUACAUCUACCAUAGUUGAAUAUAGUGAUACUAAAAAGGAAGCUACUUGGAAUGUAGAUGGUGAUAAAAUCGAAGUUAGAUUUUUCAAAUAAAAUUACUUAAUUAUGUUGAUCUCACCAAGAUAAGACAAAGAAUAGGUUGAUUAAUCUGUGUAAUUAACUAUCUUUGACCUUCUAAACAAUUAUAUUGCAUAUUAUAAGAAAUUUGAUAAGAUUCAAAGAUUUAUUCCAGUUGGCGAUUAUCUCUAUGUUAUUACACAAAAUAAUAGAGGUGAGAAAAACUUGAUAAGGUUAACAGAAAAAGAAAAUACUCAUAAAAUUGAGAUCUUUUUUAAAAAUAAUUAUUUUGAUGUUAUGUAUAGAUUCGCUAGCAACUAAUCAUCGGAUAAGACUCUAUUAGCCGAAAUCAGUAGAUUGCAUGGUGAUCAUUUAUAUGAUUAACAUGAUUUUCAAGGUGCAAUCAAAUAAUACAUCAAUACUGCAGGCAUUCUAGAACCCUCGUAUGUAAUUGGGAAGUUUUUAGAUGUUUCACAUGUUGAUUUCUUGAUUUAGUAUUUAGCAGCAUUGCAUCACGAAAAGUAAGCAGACAAAAAUCAUACAGCCUUAUUGUUGAAUUGUUAUGUCAAACAGAAAUAGAUCACUAAACUCGAAGAAUUUCUUAAGGAAUCUAGUUUCGAUUCAGAUCUAUUUGAUAUUGAUACUGCUAUCAAAGAAUGCAGAUAAUUAGGCCAUAUAGAUUUGGCUCUCAGAUUAGCUAAGUCUAGAUAAAAAAAUGAAGCUUAUCUGAGUAUCCUCAUUGAGACAAACAAAGAUUAGAAUAAUAAGGAAUAGAAUAGGUAAGAUUGUAAGAGUGCUUUGAUGUAUAUAAGAGAAGAAAUCUAAUUGGAUGAAAAAGCUUAAUAUUUGAAAGAAUUUGGACAAUAAUUAAUGAAGGCUGAGCCAGAAUUAUGUCUUGAAAUUAUCCAAAAUUUAGUUUUACUUAUUAGUAUGGUGUAAAAUUUGAAAAAAAGGGUAGACUCACAAAAAGGAAUUGAAUCAAUUAGUAUUUUGACUCCUGAGGAAUUGAAAGUAUGGAGAUAUUUCAAUUUAUCAGAUGAGGAGAUCAAAAAGGUAUUUUCUAUAACAUUUGGUAAACCAGAUGAAUUCUUACACUUAUUUGUGGUUAACGAUGAAUAUUUAGAAAGCUAUUUGAAAUUCUUAAUUGAAAAUUGCAAAACAUUACCAAAUGAAAAAGCCAUAUUCCAUCGAUACUUUGAAUACCAUUUAGAGAAAUAUCAAUUAUUUUAUAAAGAUGAGAGUAAGAUAGGGAUUAGAGAUAACUAAUUGUAGAGCAAAGAAUAAGGUAUUAUGAAAUUGUUGGAAAACCAAGAAAAUGAAAAGAAAUAUGAUAAGAAUCACUUAUUAGUAUUGUUUAAAAUGUACAAUUUUGUUCCAGGCAUUAUUUUCCUAUUGAAAAAGUUACAAAUGAGAGAAGAGUUAUUAAACUUUUACAUUAGUCUGAAGGAGAAUGAUUAAAUCAUUAAUUUAUGCAGUGAAUAUGGAAGAGAAGAGACAAAUCUGUGGAUAUAAGCAUUGAAGUAUUUUGCUAAGCCAGAGAAUAGUGCUGAGAAUUACAUUGAAAAGGUUCUAGUGUUAGUGAGUAGUUUAGAAAAUCUUUCACCUUUGCUUAUUUUAAACAUCUUGUCUAAAAAUAAAAAUGUUAAUUUUAAAUUAGUCAAGAACUAUUUCACUAAUAAAAUAUCAAAAGAUAAAAAACAAAUUGAUGACUAUUAAAAAGUUGUAAAGGAGAAAAUGAAGAAAGCAGCCGAUUUGAGAGCAGAAUACAAGAAAUUAAAGACACAAGCUAAAGUAUUCUAAUCAACUAAAUGUAAUUGUUGCGAUGCCAUUUUGAGUUUACCUUCUUAUCAUUUUCUUUGUGGCCAUUCCUAUCACGAACAUUGCAUUCAUACUGAAAGAGCCUGUCUCCUUUGUCCAUAAGACACAUAGAUGUUUUUCAAAAGAAAAUAAGAAUUUAUUGAAGCAUCGAAGGAAACAAAACCAUUCAAAGAAAAACUAUAUGCAGCAGCAGAUAAAUUUGAUGUUAUAUGUGAGUAUUUGGGAUAGGGUAUAAUUUCAAAUUAGAAAGCUGAUUGAAUCAAUAUAAUUGUAUGUCAAAAUAUUAUAUAUGAGAAUCAAAUGC
Messenger RNA from Paramecium tetraurelia, 2908 nucleotides. RefSeq lists its product as uncharacterized. The transcript has 6 exons. The record is from RefSeq and is a predicted model, not a curated record. Lineage: Eukaryota; Ciliophora; Oligohymenophorea; Peniculida; Parameciidae. Gene Ontology annotation, cellular component: HOPS complex; endosome. Gene Ontology annotation, molecular function: protein-macromolecule adaptor activity; protein binding. Gene Ontology annotation, biological process: organelle fusion; vacuole organization; intracellular protein transport.